AUGCCCAGCUCCCUAGAUGCGUCUCCUCAAUACGCAGACCAAAGGCUCGAGGAGUUCCACAGCUCCAACGUCCCGCGAUAUGCUUGCUUGUCGCACACCUGGGGCGCCAACGAGAUCGACACCAUCUGCAUUGACAAGAGCAGCAGCAGCGCGGAGCUCUCUGAGACCAUUAAUUACUUCUUACAGCUAUUAUCCGACGUGUCCAACAUACUCAAAAGCUAUCUUGCUGGCACGUCCGAGUUGAAAUAUGCCAGCAUCGCGCGGAGGAUGUUGUGGGCCUCAAAGGGAAACACCACCCGCAGUGAAGACCUCGUCUACUCACUGAUUGGCAUCUUUGACGUCCACAUACCCUUCCUCUACGGCGAAGGGGACAGGGCCUUCCUUCGGCUACAGCAGGAGAUCAAUCAUGUGAGCCUCUAG
Messenger RNA from Lasiosphaeria miniovina, 420 nucleotides. RefSeq lists its product as uncharacterized. The coding region runs from base 1 to 420 and encodes 139 amino acids. The record is from RefSeq and is a predicted model, not a curated record. Lineage: Eukaryota; Fungi; Ascomycota; Sordariomycetes; Sordariales; Lasiosphaeriaceae. The transcript has 3 exons.